AUGGCGAGCGCAGGACUGAAGCGUAAAGCUUGCUCCUUUGCCGCUCUCACCGCCCGCAAGCGCCCAGAGGCCGCCGGGGAGCCUUCCCAGGCGACCGACUGGUCCUCCCUCCCUCCGGACAUCACCCGCAUCAUCGCCGAGCAACUGCUGGCGGAGGACGUGACGGAUUACAUGUGCUUCCGCGCUGUGUGCUCGCACUGGCGUGCCUUCACCACCAGCCCCUGCGAUCUCACGCUGCAGGAAACCCGCUUCCGUCCUCGCGGCUGGGUCGCCCUCUGUGACGGCGAUGGCGUACGCCCAGCUGAUGCCUGCGAGAUCACCCUCUUCCACACGUCCACCAGCAGGCGCCUCCAUGUCCGUCUGUCCGAGCUCCAGAACCACCGGAUCGUCGGCUUCACUGAUGGCCUCCUCAUCCUGCUCAACAAGGGCACCACCGCUGUCCGUGUCCUGCAUCCAUUCACCCGUGUCUUCAUUGACCUCCCUCCCCUUGCGCCCAUCUUCCACCAUUUGGUUUGGAUGAAAGCCGCAGUCUGCCGGUCCCAUGCCUCGAUUGCUGUCGUUGCCUGGUUCUCGGUUGUGCCAGUGGUGGUCUACGCUGAACCUGGGAAGCCACAUUGGUCUGUCAUACACCAAGGUCUUGAGCUUUGGACUGCCUUACCAUUCCGAGGCAGACUGUUUGGCAUCAGAAAGGGGACAGGGGAGAUUGUGCAGGUGUACCCUCUAUUCCCACAGCACCCAGUGGUUGCUCGUAUUCCCAGCUUGUUUGGUUGCCCUGCAUUUUGUUACUACUACCUUGUGGAAUUCAGAGAAUACAUGCUCCUUGCUGUCCAGCAUCGUCGUGUUAGCCAGAGCAAGAAGGGGUGGCAGCCAUUCGCCUUUGCCCUCUUCCUGGUGAAUAUAAACCAAAGAGGACUGGUUCUGUUGAGUAGCCUAGGUGACCGGGCGCUCUUCCUUAGCAAAGACCGAUGCCUAUGUGUCUCCGCCACGAAACUCCCUUCUAUCAGCAGCAAUUCCAUCUACUUCUCGCUGCCCAACUUCGACCCUGGUGUAGUGUAUUCUCUAAGCAGCGGGACAUUCGAGCGGACAUCAACGUAUGCCCUCAUACAUGACCUGAAGGAGAGGGUUCGGCCCUCUGUGCGGCCCUUCACCCUGGCCGAUCAUCUGACGACAUAUUGCCACCAUUUUGAGUGGUCAAAGGGACUUAUGUUUCAUGAGUACUAUGUUAUACCUUCGUCUUGGAAGGAAAUGUUGAGAAAAAUUACGUUACAGGACUGUGAAAUUCAAGUUUCAUGUGUGUGUGAAGAGAACGAAGUGGGAAGUUUGACGUCAAAGAAAAAGAACCUGGGAAUAACAGGUACAUAUUACUUAGUCUGUUGCUCAUUUAAAUAUCUGCCCAUGCCCUUAUCUUUCUAUUGUUAUUCCUUCCACGCCGGUUUGCUGAAAAUUAGAUAG
Messenger RNA from Triticum turgidum subsp. durum (durum wheat), 1452 nucleotides. Lineage: Eukaryota; Viridiplantae; Streptophyta; Magnoliopsida; Poales; Poaceae. The record is from the annotation of a GenBank genome assembly.